Amoebophrya sp. A120 is the source of this 576-nucleotide messenger RNA. The record is from the annotation of a GenBank genome assembly. NCBI's taxonomy places the organism in Eukaryota, Dinophyceae, Syndiniales, Amoebophryaceae.
UUCAAUUCUGAGGACAGAAGCCGGCAUAUUCUAAGCAUACCAUGCGGAAUAAAGUUCGGAACAAGCACAAAAAUGCAUUCUUACGAUAUCGCAAAGCCGCGAGCGCGCUUUUCUGUCCGAAGUCGCUACACAUUUCGACCACACGCAGCCGGAGACCACGAAACCACCCUACCUGAGCUAGCUACUUCAUGAAAUAAUUAAUAAGUUACCUAAAGUAGCUAGGUUUUUUUUUCGAUUUUUUUCAAAUUUCACAUCUGAGGACCUCAUACAUAAGAAGGAGGCUGCUGGCCCCCGGUCCUCGGUCCUCAGUUCCCCGCGAGAUAAUACGCGACGAGACAAGGAGGCAGAAGCACCAGACACAUACGCAGGGCGGGGCUUGCUGCUCUCCGGUCCUCGGGCCUCAGUUCAUCUCGAAGCUAGCAAUAUUUGGAUGAUGGGGCAAGAAGGUAGAGGCACCAGGCACAUACCACCUUGCUGGGCGUUUCGCAGUGGGUGUGGAUGGAAAUAGGAGGGCAGGCAUUUGCUUGUCGUUUCGCGGAAGAUUCGCCGGAUUUUGCCCCUAACGCUUUUGGGCCG